This is a messenger RNA of Rhizoctonia solani, 2070 nucleotides long. Its product is annotated as F-box protein. The coding region runs from base 1 to 2070 and encodes 689 amino acids. Lineage: Eukaryota; Fungi; Basidiomycota; Agaricomycetes; Cantharellales; Ceratobasidiaceae. The record is from RefSeq and is a predicted model, not a curated record. The transcript has 8 exons.
AUGUCCAGAUUUACCGAUAUUCUAGAUAUGAGUAUGACUGCUGGUAGAGUGCAGAUACUUACCAACUUUCCUGUCGAGGUUAUUAUUUCCAUAUUACACCACUGUCACUACAGGACCAUCUUGCGAUUCUCUAUGUCUACAGUUGCAUAUCGAGCUGGAAGUCAACGGAUUGGAAAUGCUAGCAUCGACCGAUCUGCAAACGCUAAUGUUGACUAUAGACUCAUCUUGCAAGAGCUGAAAGAUUACCAGGACGCUUGGCUAAACCUGAGACUUGGACCAGAGUCUGUAAAAUCGCUUCCGGCCCUGGAUGACAGUCCCGUACACCACUUACGAGAUGGAAAAUACAUCGGAAUAUUUCAUGAACGAACUCCUGGAGAUGGCCAGGUUGGGGUUUACCGCCCCUUUGAUCAUAUUCAAGUCGCUGAUUUGAACACUCUUGCCCUCCCGCCUCCUCUUAAACUGCGUGAAUUUCAUGCGUUUACUGCUGAUCCUAAACAGAAUCUUACCGUCUUGAUUGAAUACGAUGGUCAAUGGUUUAUGUUUCAACACAUUUACAUACAUUUCUACGACAUCACCACUGGACAACCCCACCCCCUUGCCCAUUUUCCUAUCCUUACUGUGCAACUUACAGAAUUUAGUGAAAGCACCGUACCAGCCUAUGGAGGCAGCCGUGCUAUCGUUAUGGGAGAUCUUCUUAUAGUCUCUUUAUUAGGACAUGGCUCUGCCAAUAUACUUAUAUGGAACUGGCAGCGUGGCACUUUACUCGGACAAAUCCAGCAUAUGACCAGAUGCGAAAGGCCUAUAUUUCUUGACCGAAAUCACCUUGUUUUAUGCUCUUUUAUCCCUCCCUCAAACUCUCAAUUGGACUCAGCGAGAGAAGACCAAAUUGGGCUUCUUGUCUACCGAAUACCCAGUCUUGCUACCGGUAAACCUCAAUACCCACCUACUAACCCUGUCAAAAUCUAUACAGCCAAUCACAUUAGGAUCAAUCCUAUGCUGGUAGCCGAGUUCCCAAAAGUACAGCCUAUGUACAAAAUUACUAUGUACGAAACUGAGGAGCCACUAGCACUUCCCGGGGACCUGGUAUUCAACAAAUCUGCAGAAGUGGGCCUGACAGAUAGGACAAACCCAAUAAUUAUUCUACCUUAUUACUCCAUUUUUGUUAACACCAACUUCAUUAUCAACUACCUAUCGGACAACUCGUCCAAAGGGUGUGCGAGAAUACCCUGGGCUCACUGGGGACCAGCUUCAACUCGAUGGUUCUCUAAUGGCGAGCUCUCCUCGGCGGUAACUCGCGGGGGCUUUGAUGUACCAUACCCCCACGGCUCUCUUCACUUGGGAUACGCCAAAGAAAACACAGGCUUUACUCCGACUUUAACGACGCAUGAAUUCAAUCCACAAAUCGUAAGAAGGCAUAUGCUAUCCUCUAACAAUAAAGAAAGAUUCGACGAGAACAAUUAUGGUUCUGGUUGUACGGUCGAUGAUCACCCUAAAAACUCGUCAUCUUCUAAUGCUGGUACUAAUAUCUAUCGAGAACCUCCCAAAGUAGUAGCGGAAAGCACAGUAAUGCAUAUCGGAUUUGAACACCCGAUUGAAUCAAACCUCCCCUAUCUAAUUGGGCCUGGUGUAGAGUUGGAAAACCCAUACAGAUGUGUAGUAUGGCGCAUUCACAAUGACUAUCUGGUUGGAACAACAUGCAGAAAAGCGUACAAGGUUCUUCGCGAGUCGAUUAGUCUGCAAUUGCAUAUCGAACUUGAAGUCAACGGACUAGAAAUCGCUAGCAUUGACCAAUCCUCAAAUGCUGGUCCUGACUAUAGAUCUAUCCUACGAGAGCUAAAAGGCUACCAGGAUGCAUGGGUAAAUUUGCGGUUCGAACCAGAACCUAUAAAACAUCUUUCAAAACUAGAGGGCCACAGGCUGCACAAACUACGACAUCAGACCCAUUUUGGAGCAUUCUACCAACCAACUCAUGAGAACGAUGGGGCCAGCAGAUAUAGCGGUCCAUUUGAUCACAUUCAAAUCGCUAAAUUAGACUCCCUCGCUGCACCCAUUGCUCUGAGGUUCAUAUGA